Verticillium dahliae VdLs.17 is the source of this 807-nucleotide messenger RNA. RefSeq lists its product as uncharacterized. Lineage: Eukaryota; Fungi; Ascomycota; Sordariomycetes; Glomerellales; Plectosphaerellaceae. The transcript is spliced from 2 exons. Bases 1 to 807 code for a protein of 268 amino acids. The record is from RefSeq and is a predicted model, not a curated record.
AUGUCCUGGAACAACAACGGCCACCCGUUCAACUCCUAUCCCGGUAACUGGGACAACCACCCGUUCUUUAACGCCAUGCCCGGGUUUGGCAUCGACCACGCCGAUCAGUCCAACUCUAACGAUCAGGGACCCCACCCGUGGGCCCAGAAUAUUCAGAGCAUGCUGAACGCCUUCCCCUUCGGGCCCGGCCCCGGCGGUCCUCGUCGCGGCUUCGGCCAUGGCGGGCCCGGCGGUCGAGGCGGCUGGCGCGGACGCCGCGGUCGCCACGAUCACCACCGCGGCGGACCACCGCCUCCACCUCCGCCCCACGACGGCGCGCCCGCAACCGACCCCGUCGCCGACCCCGACACCUCCGUGUCAAAACCCAUCUACAUAUCUCUCUCCCCCUUCGCCCGCCCCUCCACCCCGCAGGCCUACACCCUCCACGUCGCCCUGCCCGGCGCCAAGAAGCAGGACAUCGGCGUCGACUGGGACGCCGACCGCUCGACCCUGCGCAUCGCCGGCGUCCUCCACCGGCCGGCCGAUUCGCAGCUCCUCGAGGCUCUGCUGCCCUCGCACGCCGAGCGCCGGGUCGGCUUCUUCGAGAGGGUCGUCGCGCUGCCGCCUGCGGGCCAUGAGCAGCCGAGGCGCGAGCAGAGGGUCUUUGUCGAUGGCGAGGCCGAGGCCGAGGAGAGCGAGACUGAAGAGGGGCGGGAGGAGAUUGAUGGUGCUGGGAUCAUGGCCAAGAUGGAGGAUGGCAUUUUGAUCGUUACUGUGCCCAAAGUCGAGAGAGGGUGGACCGAGGUCCGGAAGGUAGACAUUGAGUAA